Molecule: messenger RNA, 2731 nt
Organism: Piliocolobus tephrosceles (Ugandan red Colobus)
Lineage: Eukaryota; Metazoa; Chordata; Mammalia; Primates; Cercopithecidae
Gene: TMC4
Product: transmembrane channel like 4
Exons: 15
Coding region: 31-2520 (829 amino acids)
Cellular component (GO): plasma membrane
Molecular function (GO): mechanosensitive monoatomic ion channel activity
Source: RefSeq, a predicted model, not a curated record
UUCUCAUCCCUUGGCCUGUGACAGGUCACCAUGUGUCAAUCUUUCACAAUAAAGUGUUGCACAAAGGCACUGUGUCUGUGUAGGUAUCUGGGUGAUAAACGGCAGGAAGGACUUAGGCCACGAAGUCCCGGGGUGAGGUACAGCUGCCCAGCCCAGGAACCAAACUGUCAGGCCUGGGGCACCAGAGGGACUUCAGUUCCCAGGAGACCUUUCGCAUCAGCGGCCCUGAGAAACUACAGGAAGUGUACCUUACUCCCUCCGGGCCACCUACUGGCCAGGUACACACCUGCCCCGGCCCCUCCCUUACCUGGGGCAGUGUUUGCCUGGUGGCCACUAGAAACAGCCCAGCCUGGGGCCAUGGAAGAAAACCCAACCUUGGAAUCAGAAGCCUGGGGCUCCUCCAGGGGGUGGCUGGCUCCCCGGGAGGCCAGAGGAGGCCCAUCACUGUCCUCUGUGCUGAACGAGCUGCCCAGUGCUGCCACCCUUCGGUACCGAGGCCCUGGGGCGCUGCCUUGGGGGGUGCCGGAGGAGGAGGACGGGGAGCCUGGAGGAAGGAGCAGAAAGGCCUUCACAGAAGUCACCCAGACGGAGCUGCAGGACCCUCACCCUUCCCGGGAACUGCCCUGGCCCAUGCAGGCCAGACGGGCACACAGGCAAAGAAAUGCCAGGGACCAGGUGGUCUCUGGCUCUGGAACUAGGACGGACCAAUGGGCGCGGCUACUUCGGAGGUCCAAGGAGAAAACAAAGGAAGGCUUGCAAAGCCUGCAGCCCUGGUCAUGGACACUGAAGAGGAUCGGGGGCCAGUUUGGCGCCGGCACGGAGUCCUACUUCUCCCUGCUGCACUUCCUGCUGCUCCUCAACGUGCUGGCCUCUGUGCUUAUGGUCUGCAUGAUUCUGCUGCCCACCUGGCUGGGAGGCGCUCCCCCAGGCCCUCCCGGCUCCAACACCUCCUCGCCCUGCGGCUCCUAUAACCCCCACUCCCAGGGCCUGAUCACCUUUGCCACGCAGCUCUUCAACUUGCUCUCAGGAGAAGUAGGUGCCUGGGGCCCCGGCAGUUUCCCCCGCCCAGUUUCUGCCUCUCUCUCGGGGUGCCUGUGCCCCAGGUCUGUCUCUCAAUCUCCCUUGGACUUUGCCUUCAAUGACUGUAGGUGUCUCCGCCUCUUUGACUCUUUCUCCAUCUGGUGGCAGCUCCCCUACUCGGUGUCCGGGCUGAAGCAGACACUGCUGGCGGAGUCCGGGGAUCUGACCAGCUACAGCCACCGGGUGUUCUCGGCCUGGGACUUCGGCCUCUGCAGGGACGUCCACGUGCGGCUGCGCCAGCGCAUCAUCUUGUACGAAUUACAGGUGGAGCUGGAGGAGACAGUGGUGCGGCGCCAGGCUGCUGUGCGGACUCUGGGCCAGAAAGCCAGGGUUUGGUUGGUGCGUGUGCUGCUCAACCUGCUGGUGAUCGCACUCCUUGGGGGAGCCUUCUAUGGCAUCUACUGGGCUACAGAGAGCACCGUGGCGCUGCAGGAGACGUCCCUUGUUCAGGAGUUGCCACUGCUGAAGCUUGUGGUGAAUUACCUUCCGUCCAUCUUCAUCGCCGGGGUCAACUUUGUGCUGCCGCCCCUGUUCAAGCUCAUUGCUCCACUGGAAGGCUACACUAGAAGUCGCCAGAUCGUUUUUAUCCUGCUCAGGACGGUGUUUCUUCGCCUGGCCUCCCUGGUGGUCCUGCUCCUCUCUCUCUGGAAACAGAUCACUUGUGGGGGCGACUCCGAGGCUAAGGACUGCAAAACCUGUGGCUACAAUUACAAAGAACUUCCGUGCUGGGAGACCGUCCUGGGCCAGGAAAUGUACAAACUUCUGCUCUUUGAUCUGCUGACUGCCUUGGCAGUAGCGCUGCUCAUCCAAUUUCCUAGAAAGCUCCUCUGUGGCCUCUGUCCUGGGGCGCUGGGUCGUCUGGCGGGGACCCAGGAGUUCCAGGUGCCCAACGAGGUGCUGGGGCUCAUCUACGCGCAGACGGUGGUCUGGGUGGGGAGUUUUUUCUGCCCUUUACUGCCUCUGCUUAACACGGUCAAGUUCCUGCUGCUUUUCUACCUGAAGAAGCUUACACUCUUCUCCACCUGCUCUCCGGCUGCCCGCACCUUCCGGGCCUCCACGGCGAAUUUCUUUUUCCCCUUGGUUCUUCUCCUGGGUCUGGCCAUCUCCAGCGUUCCCCUGCUUUACAGCAUCUUCCUGAUCCCGCCUUCUAAGCUGUGUGGUCCAUUCCGGGAGCAGUCGUCCAUCUGGGCCCAGAUCCCUGAGUCUAUUUCCAGCCUCCCUGAGACCACCCAGAGCUUCCUCUUCUUCCUGGGGACCCAGGCUUUUGCUGUGCCUCUUCUGCUGAUCUCCAGCAUCCUGAUGACGUACACUGUAGCUCGGGCUAACUCCUACGGACGCCUCAUCUCUGAGCUCAAACGUCAGAGAGAGACGGAGGCGCAGAAUAAAGUCUUCCUGGCACGGCGCGCUGUGGCGCUGACCUCCACCAAACCGGCUCUUUGACCCCCGCAGCUCACGUCCCACUUUCAGACCCCAGGUCCAUUGUAAGCCUAGGUCACAACAUCUGUAAACUAAGAGAACUGGAGAAGACUCCACGCCCUUCCAGCUUUGGUAUCUGGAGAUUUCCAGGGCCCCUCGCCGCCACGUCCCUGACUCUCGGGUGAUCUUUCUUGUAUCAAUAAAUACAGUCGAGGUUGAUGAGCGCGCUUUGAAA